Messenger RNA from Fusarium tjaetaba, 567 nucleotides. RefSeq lists its product as uncharacterized. NCBI's taxonomy places the organism in Eukaryota, Fungi, Ascomycota, Sordariomycetes, Hypocreales, Nectriaceae. The record is from RefSeq and is a predicted model, not a curated record. The coding region runs from base 1 to 567 and encodes 188 amino acids. The transcript has a single exon.
AUGCAGAAAGCGCAAGGCGAUGUCGGCCAAGCUGGUCAAACUGAUCCGGGCCUGCCUUCUGCAGACUCCGUUCAGGUUGGCCAUGCUAAUAUGGCCCCCGAAAUCAAGGAAGAGCCCGGCAGGAUUCCUCUCCCUGUGAUAGGCACUCGUACCGAGGACUUCGAGGCAGAUGGCGGAUACCUCGCAUCGCGACCAAGCGGUCAUUUCACGAGCAGUCCCACAGACUUCGGUCUGUGUGAGAAGCUGGAUCUCACCGACAACCUCCGAAAAUGGGUGAAGACAAAGAAACCCGAGAUCUACCGCGAUGCCGACCCCGAUGUGAUAAACAUCUCCGCAGAUGACAGGACGAAAUUCUUCAGCGCACUGUACAAAAACUGGUCGAGUGCUGCAGACAUUGAAGACAUGCCACUCAAGCCUCGAGACAGAGAUAAGGACGACACCCGCAUCCUCAUCGGCAAGUGGUCACAAGAUCUGCCAGCAUCGCAGAAUAAGAGGAAGAGAGACGAGGAUGACGAAUCGCCUACCAAAAGGCGCAGGAGUCGACGCAAGGGUCCACUACCUUCUUGA